AUGAUGUGCGGAGCGCCUUCCGCCACGCAGCCGGCCACGGCCGAGACCCAGGCUAUCGCCGACAAGGUGAAGUCCCAGCUGGAGGAGAAGGAGAACAAGAAGUUCCCAGUGUUCAAGGCUCUGGAGUUCAAAAGCCAGUUGGUUGCUGGGAAGAACUACUUCAUCAAGGUUCAAGUGGACGAGGAUGACUUCAUGCACAUCCGAGUGUUUGAAAGCCUGCCGCACGAGAACAAGCCCGUGGCCUUGACCAGCUACCAGACCAACAAAGGCAGGCAUGACGAGCUGACCUACUUCUAG
Rangifer tarandus platyrhynchus (Svalbard reindeer) is the source of this 297-nucleotide messenger RNA. NCBI's taxonomy places the organism in Eukaryota, Metazoa, Chordata, Mammalia, Artiodactyla, Cervidae. The record is from the annotation of a GenBank genome assembly.